ACCAAUGAAACGACAAAGGUUGCUGUUAUCUUUUUUCUUUGAGUGGGUGUGUAGGGAAGUAGGCUGUUGUAAUUACAUUAAUAUUAUCUUAAGAGACACAUUAGGGGACACGUUCAAAUGUUUUACACAGAUUACCUGCAAGUGAAAUAUUUACUGGAACGUAUUCAAGGAGACCGAGUGACUGGAAAUUGUGAAUAAUUUUUAGGAUUAUUUCCCAGUAACCAAUGAAGCAAUUUAAAAGCUAAAAUGAGCCACAUCUACCAUUUCCUCCCUAUUUAUGUGGCAAUCCUUGGACUUGUUUCCAUCAAGACAAGUCUCUCUGUUGAGUGCAACACAACAAACGCCAAUGAAACCUGGUGUCUUGGUGCAACUCUUUUGAUCUAUGAAAACAACCUUGAUGGAAUGUGUAACGAUAGUGUUGCACAACCAGCCUGCUUCAUGAAACUUCCGGAUUCUACAAUCAACACUUUUUCACAAUGUAUUGGACUAUCGUUUAACACGCCUUUCAGCAGCAAAGACCACAUAUGGAAUCUCCAUGGAAUAAUAGAUACGGCUUUAGAUAUCUACUCCUUUAUGAGAUCAAGCUUUAGCCAUGGUUCCAUCCUUCAGCUGUCUGAUGCUAUGAAUCUGAACCCUGAAGCCGAUAAGUUUAAUGAUACAGACUUUGUCAAGACAUGGUUUAAAGUGAAGCUCAGGCCACUCCUAUCAACAAUAUCCCAGGAAUUUUUAUCAUGUCUCAGCACCAAACACUUCAGCUGUGAGACCUACCAGAAUAUGGUACAAGAACUGGGCCCACAUUUUUCAGACAUGAACCCAGUAAGGAAAAAGUGGAUCUAUAUGUCUUUCAUGUACCCUUUCCUAUCUAGGAACAGUACAGAAGGUACAGGUUGUGUAUCUCCAGAAGAUAGCAGUGAAGACUGGCUAUUGAAGAAUUUUGGGCCAUUUUCUGCCAUGGCUCGCCUUAAACACUUCACACAAUUGAACUUUUUCUUUAGAGGACUGGAGGUUCUGCAUAUCCUAACUCCAGAGCAAAAAGCUGAACUUCUCUUGCACCCAGAGCUUUCCGCUCUGGAUAAUGACAAAUUCAGACUGGUAUUUCAGAGCAUGUUACACCCUCUCCUUGAAAACCAGCAUCUGACUGACUUAACAACCCCACAGACCACAACCCUGGCUACCACAGUAUCAGCAACUACUGCAGAAAGGAGACUUCAGAAGAGAUUCAAAGGGUUUCUGACCUUCUUUAAACCAGUGGGGAGUUUUGUCAAGAAGUUUGUGUCUCUCACUAAGCAGGAAGAUUUUUCUUCAAUGAAGAGUAUUACACUCACCCAGGCAAUCAUGAACUGGACUUUAUCAGAACUAGCCAGUCACUUUGUUACAAACAUUACUGAUGGGGAUAACACCACGCCCACUCCACCACCGAUCCACUUUGACAUCACUAAUGUUAAUGACUGGUUCUUGCAUGUAGCAGUACCGCUUUUAAACCGGUUCCUGCCUCACAAUCAAACUAUGAUCUCUGGAAAACUUAGUGAAAUUUUCCACCAUGUUUUCUCUUUAAAUAAUGUUGCUGAUCAAGAACUGCCUGGUCCAGCAGAUGAUUGUAGUAUUUCUUCUGUAGGGGUAUCUUGCUCAAUACCCAAUGCAAUUGAAAACAUGGCCUAUGUUAUAAAUUGUGCCUCCUAUGCUAAUUUGAGCCUUACUGAAGAAAACAUUGUGGCAUUACUCAUUGAACUCUCCAAAGCUCUUAAUUCACUGUUGGAAAAUUACUGCUCAUUGAAUUUUAUGUCUGUCGGCUCCUACAUAAAAGACAUCUUUGGACUGCCUCAAACACACUUUACGGAGGAAAAUCUUCAGGAUGUGAAUUUCAUCCAACUCUGGUUCCAAAUCAAACUCAGACCACAUUUAUCAUCACUGUCAAAAGAGUUUCUCUCCUGUCUCAGCACCAAGAACUUCAGCUGUCAGACUUUUCAAGCCCUUGUACUGGACCUGAAUAAUCACAUCUCAGAAAUGGAUGAAAUCCAACAACAGUUUGUCUAUAAUUAUUUUAUUUACCCUUUUCUGUCACGGAAAGACAUCUCAGAUCCAAGCUGCACUUCUCAAACAAGCAGUAGUAAGGAAUGGCUGAUUAAGAAUUUUCAGGCAUUUUCCAUCUUUGCACAUCUAGAGGAUUUUUAUAAGUUAUACAAAAACUUCUCAGCACUGGAAGUCCUAGAUGUUCUCACACCAUAUCAGAAAGCGGAGUUGAUUGUUUUUCCCUAUAAUGAACCUGAAAAGCCAAGUGUCGUCAUCAACACGGUGUUUGAGUACUUCUUGGAAUCACCAAAGGAGACGGAUUUUGUAAAAUGCCUGCUAAACCUUGUUUCUUUAGCCCAGAAGGUAAAUAUCAGUUGUGACUCCUACAGAACCAUCUUCAUGAACCUUGAUGUGGGUUUGUCGGCAGUGUCUACUGAUAUAGAGUCAUUUAUCAUUAAAAUAAAGGAGCAGUUAAUUUACUCAGCGCCACAAGAUUGCCUAGUGGCCACAGAAAAGUGCCUUGUGACAAGAGUUAAUGGGACCAAAAUCUGCAAUGCAAUCAACAGCAAAGCGAUAUAUAACAAGUUUGUUGCACAUAACAUUGCAAAUACACACUGCAAAUACAGUAUUGAAGAAUAUGCUUGUAUGCCGUUGACAGACAUGUCACAACAUGAUUACGUUGAACUCCUACAAUGCAAAUUGCAUAAUGACAUCAGUUCUUCAAAGCAAAUCUGGAUGUUAUUCUUCAACAAAAUUUCAGGGCAACUGGAUGAAAUUCUCGACUUGUACUACAACCCGAAUAUCAGCUUCAGCAGUCUGUCCAUCUCCAACGUGCUGGAUGUGAUCAGUGAAAUUAAAAUUGACAAAUUUAACUCCACAUCCCUAAGAAAUGUUGAUGUCAUAAACCAGUGGUUCCAGAGGAGACUUCACCCGUUCUUGCCAUCAGUGUCUAAAGAGUUUCUAUCUUGUCUCAGCACAAAAAAUUUCAGCUGUGAAACAUAUCAGGCUGUUGUGAAGGCUCUGAGUGACCAAGUUUCAUCCAUGAACACACUGCAACAACAGUCUGUGUAUACCCUUUUCAUCUACCCCUUCCUAUCAAGAAAUGACACUUUAGAUGGUGCGUGUAUCUCCAACACCAACAGCAGUUUAGAUUGGCUUCAAAAGAACUUUGGGGCCUUUUCUGUCUUUGCACCUCUAGAAGAUCUUGUCAGCCUAAACCCCAAUUUCUCUGGUUUUGAUUCACUGCCUCAAUUAUCACCCACACAAAUAGCAGAAGUGGUACUGAACACUAAGGAAUUGAAUACAAAUCAGGCUGAGGCUAUAUUUAACAGACUGGAGGAAAACAACUCUUUCCAUAAUGUUGAUGAAUUUCUGACAAAACUGGCUCAGAAUUCAGAGGUUCCAGAUAUCACACCUGCUGCACGGGAUGUCAUGAUGAAUCGGACUUUCUCAGUCAUCAGGGAACAUUUCUAUGAAUUUGAUUGGCAGGACUGGGUCGAUUGGUUCACUGUCAAGCUGACAGUUCUCCUUCCCAGCUUCACCGGCGAGAUGCUUUCCAUCACACUCUCUUACGUCAAUUGCACCGAAUACCAAGUCAUUAUUCUUGGAUUGAACCAAGUCAUCGACAAAAUGCCGUAUCAAAAAAUCGAGGAAAUUACUGGGGUUUUGGUGGAAUACCUCAAGCACUUUAUUAGCCAAAACAAUGAUCAGGCCUGCAAAGAGAAGGAUGAUGCCGUGUGGCUGUCCAUCAAUUUAGGAAAUUUCUCCAAAUAUGUCAGCUACUCAGACCUGAAGGACUUUAAUAUUACAAUGCUGGAAAUUCUGGACUCCCUGUCUCCAGAACAAAAACUGGAACUGUUAUUCGAUCCUCUUAAUAACGCUCUAGAGAAUGAAACCAUCGUGACUGCUGUUUUCGACAGCUUCUUGACCUCUCCAGAUGACAGGGAGCUAGAUGAGUUCUUUGCAGAUUUUGUUCAGGCCGCUGAGAAGAGAAACUUAACCGUCAUCGAAAACUCUGCUGUAAGGGAUAUCAUGCUAAACCUGACGUUGACAGCACUGGCACCCAGAUUUGAUACCUUUGAACCAAACGACUUUGCACUUUGGUUCCAACGCUAUUUGAUGGCGCUGAUGCCUAGCCUUCAACCUAGCAGUUUGGAUGUCAUCCCCAGGAAUAUCAGCUGUAACUCAUAUGAUGCCAUAUGGUUGGGGCUCGACAAAAGCAUAAGAUCCCUUCCUGAAACACUUACCUAUGGUGUUAAAUUGACCAAGGUCCUGCUAAUAGAUAGAGCUACAAUGUGUGUGCCGCCCCCUAUUGUCAAGUGUGAAGACACACCAGUAAAUGAAUCGAGCGUUUGUGCUGAACUUGAAUGGAGUGCAUUUACACAAACUGUGACAUCAGGGACUGCUUUGCCAACGCUGUGUAAUAUCAGCAUUGCAGACUAUGUCUGUUCUUCAGAAGCAGAAUUCACAAAGGAAAAUCUGGUCAAUCUCUUGACAUGUGAACUAGCUAGUAACGUGAAUUACUCAGUAGCCACUUGGAAAAUUCUCUUUACCAAAUUUUCAUCUGUUUUGGAUGAAGCCCUGGAUUCAUAUUCAGUUGAGCAGACUCAUAUCAGUAAUUCCAUAGCAACAUCAGUUCUGGAUGCAAUCGAAGAAGUCAGAAUUAAUAACUUCAGCAGUACACAACUCCAAAACAUCAGCUUUAUCAACCAGUGGUUCCAGAGGAGACUUCACCCCUUCGUGCCAUCAGUGUCUGAAGAGUUUCUAUCCUGUCUCAGCACAAAGAACUUCAGCUGUGAGACCUACCAGGCUGUUGUGAAGAGCCUCAGUAAUAAAUUUUCAGAAAUGAGCGAAAAACAGCAGCUUUUAGUUUACCAGGAUUUUAUAACGGUAUUCCUGUCUCAAUCUAAUAGGUCAGAUGCUGCAUGCAUAUCUAACACACUUAGCAAUGCAGAGUGGCUUGAAAACAAUUUUGGCAAUUUUUCAGUGUUUGCAUCUGUGUCAGCUUUGCAGAAGUUGCUGAGUAGCUUCUCUCCGUUGAAUGCCCUGGGUGGUUUGACUUUGGAACAGUUAACAGAGGUUGCUUGUACUCCUGGGCUGUUGAAGAACCCUAAAGAUGUCAAUCUUUUAAUGAGUUAUAUGAAUGAUUUCCAGUUAGCAACUUUCCUCUCUGUUUUCUGUGGAGUCAUACAGGGUCAAGAAAGUACAUUUCCAUCCUCUGUGCUCUCUGCAAUGCUCCAGCAAGUCUUGCAGAGAGGCAUCCUUUCAGGACAGUCCAUUAGUGACACUGAAGUUUUGUACUGGCUGCAUUUCAGAAUUGAUCCCCUGCUAAUAAACAUGACAGAGGAUUUAGUGGCACCGUUAUUUAAUGUUUUUGAAAACAGGAGCUGCACAACUAUACAAGCACUAAUUCAGCAGCUUAACUCUGUACGCUCUACCCUGCAAAAUGGGACACAAAAUGAAAUCUACAAUCAGAUACUGAGUUUACAAAAAGGACCAAUUCCGCUACGUUGCUAUUCACACAACAGCUUCUACUCAUUCCUGGAUGGCUUAUUCCUUGGGUUUCCAUUCCCACCUUUAAGUACGAUACUUUCUUUGAUGCCAGGGUCUGAAACAUCACAGCUAAUUAGCUCCAUGUCUCCUUCUGACCUCGGCAGCCUUCUCAGGCAACCAAACAUCAUUGACAGUAACACUGCACUAUGUGCUCUUCUUAGUCACUACAACAGGACAUGUGAUUUCCUGGAGACCGAAGAGAUGCCGGAUAAUGUGAGACAAAAAAUCCUACCAUGUGUUUGGCCUUUAGCCAUAAGCAGCGCAAGUAACGCUUGCUUUAAGGCUUUAAGCCUGAAUCAGUACUUAGAGUUUCUCAGCAAGGAUCUCAUCAGCUCCACCGUAAUGCUCAAUGCCAGCUGCCUCGCAUUUCAGAACUUUGUUUCAGCCCUUGGAAUUGGUUUCAAUUAUAGCAGCAAAGACUUCAACCAGGCGGAUGUGUACAAUACCAUUAUGAGCUAUCUCAGCAUAGGAGAGAAGCCCAAAUGUUACAACGCUAAUGACCCAAACCUGAAUUCCACUGAUUGGUUUGUCAGAUACUUUGGGCCAUUUAUCAGCUUCAUGUCUUUGGAUGACGUUGACAAACUUGGUUCUACAAAGCUCCAGGUCUUUAUGCUGAACCCUGCAAACCUCCAACUUUUCAGUGUAAAUAGCUUCCCUCAGAAUGUUUCAUCAUUUUUCACAGAACUCAUUUACCAACAGGAUCCCAAUUUCAGCCCUUUGCUACUUCCACUGCAGUUCCGCUGUACUGCCCCUGGAACAUCGUACUCACAACUGAGCAUGGAAAACACUUUGGUCAUUCUCCAGACUAUAAAUCAGGCCUGUGGUGAGAUUGACCCUGAGAUUACCACAGCCCUGGCCGGAAAUCUGCCAGUCAGUGACAAUAUGAUUCAAGCUCUGGGCCAGGAAUGUGCAGGAUUUACCACUACGCAAAUUUUGGGAGCUCCACCAAAUGUCCUUAUGUCAUCCUUGGGCACGCUAAGUACUGUGAAUGGCUGGGACCAAGGCCAGGCAACAACCAUUAUACAAGUUCUUCUCAAAAAUUUUCAGAUAGACAGUGGUCAGAAACUGCUACAACUCGGAACUCUUAUAAUAGGAGUUCCCUCUAUGAUUGUCAUGAAUAUACAAUCUUCCCAACUUUUACAAAUAUCACAAAAUCCAACUUUCCUCACCAAUAUCAUGAAUGCUCCAGAAAUCAUACAGUAUACCUUUGUUAGUCAGAUAAUUAGUAUAAGUACGAACACACAGUCACUGUUAAUGAAUGUCCCUGAUAUCAUGGCGACCCAAAUCCCAAGGUCUCUCCUAGACUUUUCUUCAGUCUCCACACAAACAACUAUGAUAGAACUAAUUAACCAGAAAACAUGGAAACCUGACCAGGCAAUUUUCUUCUUUGACGUAGUAGCAAAUGGAAUAAGCCCCCUUGAUAACAUUUCACCAGACGUUCUACAAGGAUUUACGUGUACACGAGCACAGCGAAUACCAAACGACAAUGUUGUAACAAUCAUCAAAGCUUGUCAGAAAAAGAGAAAAUAUGUAGUCCUACAGGAAACCCAAUUAACCUGCAUGUAUAAUUACAUCAGAGAGAGUCGGCUAAAUGCCUUUGCAGAAUACCCACCCGAAAUGCUGUUGUAUUACAAUUAUGCAACAGAUGUGACGUCAAACUGUACCUCAUAUUUUACGAAUGUCGGAGCAGCAAACUUUGACGUCCUGUCAGACAUGUUGUCAUUCAUAAAAAUCAAUCUGUUGCAGAAUGCCAAACAAUGCCUAAGUAUUUCAGGCACAAGCCUCAGUGCAACGAAUGUGGAGGUGCUUGGCAAUAUGGUCUGUACAUUUAAUGGGUCCUUUAUUGAGAACUCUGAUUCACUGAUCUUGGAGAAACUAAAGAACUGUAACAAGUUCUCAAUGGGCCAAGUCACAGCUAUGGAAAAUCUGCUGUUUACUGAUACAACCAAAUAUGGAAAUGUUUCAUCAUGGAGUAUACAGACACUGACGGACCUUGGCAUUCUUCCCCUGUAUUUCACAAGAAACUUCUGGAACAAGUUCACACCUUCUGUUAUAAAUCGUUUCCUGAAAACAUUCCUGGUAUAUCUGCGAAGCAUUGGAACAGAGAAGUAUAAAAUGAAAAACCUGUUUAAAGAAAUCCAAAUAUCCUCCCGAUUAAAACGUGAUGCAGGCUGCACAGAGCCCAUCAACGCUGUCACUAUAAGUGAUGUCACGUUCCCCUUUGCAUUUAGCAUCACACAGUUCACUUCCUGUUUGAGUCCUCAAACUGCAGUGGAAAAUCUGGCAGCUCUCUCAGAAAAAGUUUACAGUAACGAUUUUCAGAUGGUAGUUUUGGACAAGUUAAAUCAGGCAUAUCCUUCAAGCAUUCCAGAAGAACUGGUUCAGUUGCUUGGAUCAAUUUCCCGUGUGGCCUCAUUAGAUGAUAUCAGUAAGUGGAACAUCACCAAGAUUGACACUCUGUCUGCUUUGAUGAAUUCGUCUGAUGGAGCUUGGGAUCCUCUUCAGAGUAACGCCAUCAUUACAAAAUACUUAAGUACAAAGGGCAACACUUUGGGCACUCCUGAACUGAAUUCAAUGGGAGGAACAAUCUUGUGCUCUCUUGACAUUGUUGUACUGAGUUCUAUCAACAUAACAAGCCUUCGAAAUGCCAAUCCUUUAGAUAUAUCCAAUUGUUCACUUGAACAAAAGAAAGACAUUUUCACAAUAGCUGUGGGUGCCAAUCCAAGAGACAAUACCACAUCGUUGACUAUCUACCAGCAAAUACAACCAUAUCUAAGUGGUUCAUCGAUAGGUUUUGUAAGGAGUUUGUCUAAAUCAUCGGUUAACAUGGAUUUGCCAACUUUUAUAAGUUUGGAUAAAUCGGUUAUCUUGGCUCUUACUGUCAAUGAGGUGAAAAGCCUUCUGGGUUUUAAUUUACCUCAGUUGAAAACAUAUGACAAUGUGAACGUCAUACAAGAUUGGAUCAAACUGCAAUAUCAGUCAGAUCUCAAUACUCUGGGCCUGGGACUAACAGGGGGAAUGGUCGCUUCUACAACUGGACCACAAACAACCACAAAGUCAACCGUAUCAGGAGCAGUCCCAAAUACAUUACCUGGUGGAGUGCAAACAAAAUCAGUUCAGAUUCUGCUUUCUAUUUUAUCUGUCUUGGGAAUGACUAUACUUCUACAAUGAGUAUGCAAGGAGAUGACAUAGUCAUUAAUAAAAUGUAAUGUAUGGUUUCUUCUCUUCACUGUUACUAUAAUAUAAUCCAUACUGAUAAAAACACUAAUCGUAAUGUAAUUGUCAUUUCAAUGUUUGUUGAAAAACACGUUGCUGACUUUACACAUAAUUGGACCCAUGUUUUGAGCUUUACUGGCAUUACUCAUAACAGGAAAAAAUAUCUGUGUCCUGUAAUGGGGAAAGAUCCUGAGAUCUAGAGAAUUAAACAAUUUGGGUAAUAUAAUGACUACAGUACCUAUUUAUUAUGGGCUACAGCAUAUGGAAGUAAAUGUACUAUGUUAUUGUAUAGUUUUUCAAAUUUAAAUUCUCACUCAGGGACAUUUAGUAAAUUUAAACCAAUUAGUUUUUUUUUCUGGAACGAUACGAGUUUCAGAGCUAAAAAAAUUGUAAUGAUCGAUAUACAGAGGACUUGAAAUGCUCUGGAAAAUGUAGAUUAUCUGGCUGUAUAAAACUGAAUAAGUGCCAGAAAUAUGGCAGUGCUUUCAUCUGACAUUGGACAGCAACCUUUCCAACAAUCAGGUCACAUACUGAUUAGAAGAAAAUUAUAUCAUAUAUAUACUCAGUGAAAUCAUAGAGAAUAAGUUUCUUUACUGUAUUUCAAAAAUGAUUUUUAUAUACAGUAAAAAUAAAAUACAUAUUGAAAACAUAAAA
Paramormyrops kingsleyae is the source of this 9432-nucleotide messenger RNA. RefSeq names its product mesothelin a (gene mslna). Lineage: Eukaryota; Metazoa; Chordata; Actinopteri; Osteoglossiformes; Mormyridae. The record is from RefSeq and is a predicted model, not a curated record. Gene Ontology annotation, biological process: cell-matrix adhesion. Gene Ontology annotation, cellular component: cell surface.